AUGAGCGAGAAAAGAAAAGAAAGAAGGAGAAAAGAGAAAUGAGCGUAACGUACCACUACUACCCUUUCCCUGCGUUAGCGUUUGGUUGCCGCUACUGUUAUGCAUAUGCAAGUGCUACACGCAUAACUACAACUACACGCGCUCACACUCUCUCCAACCACACACGUGUUUCUUUGUCACCUCCUCACUCUUCCACCUUCUCCUUCAUCACCAACCUCUUCUUCUUCCCAAACCCUAAUUUCCUCACGGGGAACACUCUCUUCCUUCGCAUGCAGCGGUUCUGCUCUGUGAGUGGGAUGAGUAAGAACAAAGCCAUGGUGGAAAGGUUGCAGCGUUAUGGAGUGAUUUCAUCGAGUAAGGUGGCUGAGGUAAUGGAGACAGUUGAUAGAGCUUUGUUUGUACCUGAUGGAGCUUCACCUUAUGAUGACAGCCCCAUGGCCAUAGGGUACAAUGCCACUAUAUCUGCACCGCAUAUGCAUGCCACGUGCCUUCAGUUGCUGGAUGAUAAUUUGCAGCCUGGGAUGCAUGCUCUGGACAUUGGUUCUGGAACAGGAUACCUGACUGCGUGCUUUGGCUUGAUGGUUGGACCCCAAGGACGUGCUGUUGGAGUGGAGCAUAUUCCUGAAUUGGUUUCUUUUUCAAUAGAGAAUAUUCAUAAAAGUGCUGCAGCUAUGCUGUUGAAAGAUGGUUCCCUUUCUGUUCAUGUUGGUGAUGGAAGGCAAGGUUGGCCAGAGUUUGCUCCUUAUGAUGCCAUUCACGUUGGAGCAGCAGCACCGGAAAUUCCCCAACCACUUAUUGACCAGCUGAAGCCUGGAGGUAGAAUGGUGAUUCCUGUUGGAAACAUAUUUCAAGAUUUAAAGGUGGUGGAUAAGAAUUCUGAUGGUUCUAUCAGUGUUCGCACUGAGACCUCUGUUCGUUAUGUGCCCCUCACUAGUCGAGAAACUCAACUUCGAGGUUACUAAAAGGAAGCCAACUUCCUGAGUUCAGUGUUUGGAUCUUAGUUCUACACAUGCUGUUAAAAUUUUUAUAGUUCAGGUUUCUUUAAUUUUGGAAGGUUAACGCUUUACAGAUAUCAGUUGUUGAAUCAUGAAUGUACCCACAUGCAGUUGGAAUUUGUAUAGUAGAAAGUCCGUGUUCUAACUGCCAAAUUCAUGGUCAUUGAUAAUAAUUUUUAUUUCAAAUAUCACCGUCUUUUUAAAAAUAUUACCAUGAGUAUAAUUAAG
Abrus precatorius (Indian licorice) is the source of this 1223-nucleotide messenger RNA. Its product is annotated as protein-L-isoaspartate O-methyltransferase 1. Gene Ontology annotation, molecular function: protein-L-isoaspartate (D-aspartate) O-methyltransferase activity. Gene Ontology annotation, cellular component: cytoplasm. The coding region runs from base 39 to 962 and encodes 307 amino acids. Gene Ontology annotation, biological process: protein modification process. Lineage: Eukaryota; Viridiplantae; Streptophyta; Magnoliopsida; Fabales; Fabaceae. The record is from RefSeq and is a predicted model, not a curated record. The transcript is spliced from 4 exons.